This is a messenger RNA of Coniosporium apollinis CBS 100218, 1131 nucleotides long. RefSeq lists its product as uncharacterized. The transcript has 3 exons. Bases 1 to 1131 code for a protein of 376 amino acids. The record is from RefSeq and is a predicted model, not a curated record. NCBI's taxonomy places the organism in Eukaryota, Fungi, Ascomycota, Dothideomycetes.
AUGUCCUCCCAUUUUCGGGUGGUGCGGCAUAUCGUCAAUUGUCAACAUACGAGAGAAUAUCCUGCUGCAACCGCGAAUGGAGACGAUGAUGUUCCAAAGCUUGCUGUCAAACAGUACAUUCCCCUUGACAAUCCUAGCCCUCAGCAUGGCGAUGUCACGAUAAUGGCGGCACACGCUAAUGGAUUCUCCAAGGAGCUGUACGAACCUCUCUGGGACGAGAUUCAUGCGAGGUCUCGGCAUCAUGGUUUCCGUAUUCGGGGCAUAUGGAUUGCCGACAUUUGGAACCAGGGCCAAUCUGGCCUGCUUAAUGAGAAAAUCCUGGGCAACGACCGCAAGGCAAUCCGCCUCCUUUCUCUAUUACACCCCCGCCUCCUUCGAUCACUUGUCCUUCUUGACCCGGUCAUACAAAUACCCAACGGAAGCAUCGCUCCUGCCAUUCUCUCUACGCGUCGACGAGAUAUCUGGCCAUCGAGGAUAGCCGCGGCGGAAAUUUUCAAAAAGAGCAAGUUCUAUCAGAGCUGGGAUCCGCGCGUUCUAGACCUUUGGAUACAGAAUGGCCUCCGAGAGGUACCAACAGAACUCUUCCCUGCCGAACAGAGAGCAGGUGGCGCAAAGGAUGAGCGUGUCACUCUCAUGACCUCGAAGCAUCAGGAGCUUUUUACGUUUCUAAGGCCGACAUAUCGGGGAGAUCCCACCGAAACAUAUGCCGAUCUCGACCCUGCUCUGCAACAGGAAUAUCCCGGCUAUCCGUUCUACCGUGCUGAGCCGGUCCAGGUAUUCAGACGGCUUCGUGAACUUCGGCCAAGCGUAUUGUACAUCUUCGGAGGAAAAUCAGAGCUGUCGCCUGCUAAAGAGCGUGAAGCAAAAAUGGCCAUUACAGGUGUAGGCGCCGGAGGAAGUGGUGGUGUCACUGCUGGACGGGUCAAGCAGGUUGUUCUGGAUUGCGGCCAUCUUGUGGCAACGGAAAGAGUGAAAGACUGCGCAGAUCACACGGCCGAAUUCCUUGCGCACGAAUUACAGCGAUGGAGGAGCGAUAUGGAGGCAUUUCAACGGUACUGGAAACAGAAGCCUAGGGUAGAGCAAAUCUCCACAGAUGAAAGAUGGGCGAGGGACGUCAAACCGCAGGGUUAG